CGUUGCGGCCACGUCGGGUCAAUUUUUUUGUGUCUCUUCAAAAAUAAUAAUAAUAAUUACGAAUUUUCAUUAUUUAUAAAAAUAUAUUAAAUUUCAUAAAAAAGUUUAUUUCCUCUUGUUUCUCGUGAUGUUUGAAUAAAACCAAAAAGAGGAAAAAGUUUUUUUUAGCAAGGACGUCGCAACGCCCCCUUCCCAUGUUUUCCAGUGUUAUUCUUGAAAAAUUAUUUCUAUCCCUUGGUGUGAGAAAAAUGUCCGAGGAAUAACAAUUGUCUCUACAAAAAAAAAGAAGACAAAAAAAAGUGUUGUGUGUCUCUUGAGUUUUAUGGAUCUGUUUCACAAAGAAGACGGAAGAAACAUUUGAUUCAUGAUACAAGUUUUUUGCUUGUCUCACAAGAUAGUUAAUUUUUGAAGAAAAGAAUAAUUUUCCCAAAACUAGUGUUUUUGUUUUUAUUUUGAAAAUGCAUCAUACAGCGCCUUGGUAUUUGCCCUGGGGGUUGAAGUUGGUACCGUUGCCGAUACCACCUGGACAUCCGGCUUCCGGAAUACCAAAUCCUCCACUGCAUCUUUUGACACCAUUGCCGGGGAUUUAUGCACCGGAGCCUCGCAAGGUGGAUUUAAAACCUUUGCGGGAAGCCAGUAUUGCUGUGCUUACACCGAAGGUCUCAGAGAAGAGGAAGAUCGAAGAAGCCGACGCCAGCAAAGACCUGAAGAAGGCGAAAUUGGAAACCAAAGCGCUUAAGGCAAAAAGGCCAGGCUUCACAGAUGAACGUUACAACGAGACGAGUUAUUACGUGGAAAAUGGUCUACGGAAAGUAUAUCCAUAUUAUUUUACUUUCACAACAUUCACGAAGGGUCGAUGGGUCGGCGAAAAAAUUCUUGAGGUUUUUGCGAGGGAAUUCAGAGCACAUCCGGCUGAAGAAUAUGAGAGAUGCAUUCGAGCUGGUACCUUGACUGUCAACUAUCAAAAGGUCGAUGUCGACUACAGAUUAAGACACAAUGACCUUUUAGCGAACGUAGUGCAUAGACACGAGGUGCCUGUCACCUCGGAGCCGAUCACGGUGAUACACAUGGACGAGGACGUCGUUGUGGUCAACAAGCCCGCCUCCAUCCCUGUUCAUCCGUGCGGUCGAUAUCGGCACAAUACCGUGGUCUUCAUUCUAGCCAAGGAGUACAAUUUGAAGAAUCUCAGAACAAUUCACAGGCUUGACAGACUAACCAGCGGUAUUCUUCUCUUUGGAAGAACACCCAAGAAGGCAAGGCAAAUGGAACAUCAGAUUCGCAAUCGACAGGUUCACAAGCAAUACGUGUGUCGAGUUGAAGGUGAAUUCCCAGAGGACGAGGUUGUCUGUUCGGAGCCAAUUGAGGUCGUCUCAUACAAAAUAGGCGUUUGUAAAGUAUCCGAGAAGGGCAAGGACUGCAUGACAAGGUUCAAACGUCUCAGUUACAAUGGAAAAUCAUCCGUGGUCCUUUGUAAACCUCAAACAGGGCGAAUGCACCAAAUUCGAGUCCAUCUUCAAUACCUUGGUUAUCCGGUCGUUAACGAUCCUCUUUAUAAUCACGUAGUUUUUGGUCCACAGAAAGGAAAGGGUGGCAAUAUAGGCAAGACAGACGAGGAAUUGGUGAGAGAUCUAAUAGGAAUUCACAACGCAGAGAAUUGGUUGGGAAUGGACGGUGAUUCAGACAUGAGUCUCUUCAAGCCAAAACUCGAUUUAGAGCGUGCUUUAACGCCAGGCGACAAAGAAGGUUCGCCCUCUUCAACUCCCGGCCACUCGGAGGAGGAACAGCAGCAACAGACGACGCCCGAGCAGCAACAGCCGCAAAUUCAACAAUCUCUGAAAGUUACUGUCGGCACACAGACAGGCUCCGAGCCACCAGACAGUACAUUCGCAAACGAUAAGAUAACCGUCGAUCCACAUUGUUACGAGUGCAAAGUCAAAUACAGAGAUCCAAAGCCCUCGGAUCUGGUGAUGUAUCUUCACGCGUGGCGCUAUUGUGGCCCCGGCUGGGAGUACGAGACCCCCCUGCCGGCGUGGGCGUCCAGCGACUGGAUUGGUGACGAGCGAUAGUUCCAAUCAUUAAUUCCCGAAAGCUGUCGAGAAUUACAAACCCUCUGACCCUUUUGAUAUCCUACCCCGUGCCUUCCAUCAAUUCGCGAGUCACGCUAAACCUUAAUUGCUUGUUCGAAUUUCUUUUAAUACAAUACGUGUUUAGAAAUUUCCGUUUUUUUUUCUCUCUUUCUCCCCCCAUCAAUGGAAAGGGGAAAAACUGAAAUAUAUUCAGUCUAAAUAACUAUAAAAUCGGAAAAAAAAAUUUCUCUUUCUCCCCCAACAAUGGAAGAAGAAAGACUGAAUAUAUUUCUCCUUUAGCUAAAUAACUAUAAAAUCGGAAAAAAUUUUUCUCUUUCUCCCCCAUCAAUGCAAAGGGCGAAAGACUGAAAUAUAUUUCUCUUUUUUAGCUAAAUAACUACAUAUAUAAACUCGGAAAAAAGUGAUUUUAACGAUUUUUUUAUAAACAAAAAAGAAUGACAAAAAAAAUAAUAUAAUAAAACUUGUCGUAAAGAAAUUUACACAAGCAAUCAAGGAUUUUAAUUGCACCCGCGUUUAUUUCGAGAACAUAAAAUUAUUGCCGUGGGAUUAAUUCGAGUAAGCAUUUAACUUCAAGUGAAACAUUUUUCAAUGGAUAAAAUUUAUUUCUUCAAUUUUAAGGUGAUUCGGCUGCAAUUCUCUCUUAACUGGAGAAAUAAUUUUAAAGCAAAUAAAUUAAAUUUCAACUAAAAGCCAUUUAACUUUGAAAAUUUUAUUAUCUAUAAAAUUACGGUAAAAUUAAAAAUUUUCAAUUAAGAAUAAAAAUAUUUUAUAAAUUAACAAGUAAUAUAAAUAAUAUUACGUAUACAAAUUAAAAUUAAUUUUUAAUUAUAAAAUUAAUUAGACAAAUUAUUUGAUAGAAACAUAAAUUGUAAUUUGUAGGCUAAGAAAUGGUAGAGAUUUAAAAUUAUGUAAUUAUUUCUUUAUCGAUAAAAGAAUGGACAAAUUCUUCAAAUUUGAAGAAAAUAUUUCUAUGUGCUUUAAAA
This is a messenger RNA of Leptopilina heterotoma, 3070 nucleotides long. Its product is annotated as RNA pseudouridylate synthase domain-containing protein 2-like. The record is from RefSeq and is a predicted model, not a curated record. The transcript has 8 exons. The coding region runs from base 459 to 2066 and encodes 535 amino acids. NCBI's taxonomy places the organism in Eukaryota, Metazoa, Arthropoda, Insecta, Hymenoptera, Figitidae. Gene Ontology annotation, molecular function: RNA binding; pseudouridine synthase activity. Gene Ontology annotation, biological process: pseudouridine synthesis.